Hyaena hyaena (striped hyena) is the source of this 2724-nucleotide messenger RNA. RefSeq names its product Xg glycoprotein (Xg blood group) (gene XG). Gene Ontology annotation, biological process: positive regulation of neutrophil extravasation; homotypic cell-cell adhesion; T cell extravasation. The record is from RefSeq and is a predicted model, not a curated record. NCBI's taxonomy places the organism in Eukaryota, Metazoa, Chordata, Mammalia, Carnivora, Hyaenidae. The transcript is spliced from 26 exons. The coding region runs from base 82 to 1506 and encodes 474 amino acids.
CUCGGUGACCCCGAACCCACAAAGAAGCCAAGCUCGGAUACUGACCCCAAGGCGAGGCCCCCCUCUACCCCUCAGCCGACCAUGCCCGACAACACUGGAGGUACCGACCCCAAGCCGAUGCCCCCCUACCCCCAGCCGGGCAGGCCCAACAACAGUGGAGGUCUCUUACCCAACCAGAGGCCCCCCUACCCACCCCAGCCAGGAAUGACCUACAACACUGGAGGUAUCUUACCCAACCAGAGGCCCCCCUACCCACCCCAGCCGGGAAUGACCUACAACACUGGAGGUAUCUUACCCAACCAGAGGCCCCCCUACCCACCCCAGCCGGGAAUGACCUACAACACUGGAGGUCUCUUACCCAACCAGAGGCCCCCCUACCCACCCCAGCCGGGCAUGCCCCACAAGACUGGAGGUCUCUUACCCAACCAGAGGCCCCCCUACCCACCCCAGCCGGGUAUGCCCCACAAGACUGGAGGUCUCUUACCCAACCAGAGGCCCCCCUACCCACCCCAGCCGGGAAUGCCCCACAACACUGGAGGUCUCUUACCCAAUCAGAGGCCCCCCUACCCACCCCAGCCGGGAAUGCCCCACAACACUGGAGGUCUCUUACCCAAUCAGAGGUCCCACUACCCACUCCAGUCGGGAAUGCCCCACAACACUGGAGGUCUCUUACCCAAUCAGAGGCCCCCCUACCCACCCCAGCCGGGAAUGCCCCACAACACUGGAGAUAUCUACCCCAAGCCGAGGCCCCCCUACUACCCCCAGCCGGGCAUGCCCGACAACAGUGGAGGUAUCUACCCCAAGCCAAGGCCCCCCUACCACCCCCAGCCGGGCAUGCCCGACAACAGUGGAGGUAUCUACCCCAAGCCGAGGCCCCCCUACCACCCCCAGCCGGGCAUGCCCGACAACAGUGGAGGUAUCUACCCCAAGCCGAGGCCCCCCUACCACCCCCAGCCGGGCAUGCCCGACAACAGUGGAGAUAUCUACCCCAAGCCGAGGCCCCCCUACCACCCCCAGCCGGGCAUGCCCGACAACAGUGGAGGUAUCUACCCCAAGCCGAGGCCCCCCUACCACCCCCAGCCGGGCAUGCCCGACAACAGUGGAGAUAUCUACCCCAAGCCGAGGCCCCCCUACAACCCCCAGCCGGGCAUGCCCGACAACAGUAGAGAUAUCUACCCCAAGCCGAGGCCCCCCUACCACCCCCAGCCGGGCAUGCCCGACAACAGUGGAGGUAUCUACCCCAAGCCGAGGCCCCCCUACCACCCCCAGCCGGGCAUGCCCGACAACAGUGGAGGUGGAGGGCGCUCUAGACCCCACUCUUACGGAAACAACUAUGGCGGAAGCGGACACAACACCUACGGGAACCAGCAAGGUAACACCAUAGCGAAAAUCGUGUCGCCCGUGGUGUCCGUGCUGGUCGUGACCCUGGUGGGCGCCGCGGCCGGCUACUUCCAGCGGAGGAGGGGCGGCAGUUGCUUCCGCACCAACGAACCGGUGCACGUGUGACAGCCUGGGGUCCCGCGGUCGCCUUGAGAGCGGCUGGGUGUCACGAGGUCCCCGUGCUUCCCUCGUGUGACAGCUCCGUCACCUUCUUAGCCUUGGGUCCCAGGAAGACUCUCUCAUCUGUGGCUUGAUCACGCUCUGGGCCAGAUUUCGAGGCUGCGGUGGGUUCCCCAGAACUACCUCAUGGUGCCGGACGUGCACAUUGUCCCAAAGUACAGUGGGGGUCCGAGGGCGGGGGGGGGGUGCUGUCUCCUUCUGGGGUUUCCAGCAUGUUCCGGGAAGAAACUUGGUCCGUGAGGAGUCUUCAUCAGGGAGCCAGCGCCCUCCCUUCCAGCUGGAACAAUAAUUCGAGAUUCCCGCUGCUCAUCACUGGCUGUGACCAUGUAACUCUUACCCCCGCACAGUAGGGCCGGGGUUUGUCCUUGCUGUGUGCAUGCUCCCUGAUGUGAAGACACCACCGGCAAUAUGUGUGGACUUUUUCCUUGCUUCCUGUGAAAUCUUACGAUUCCGGUAGUUUGGAGGGAAAACGGGCCGGCAGUUGUGAUUUGUGCCUGUUCAGACUCUUCUCACAUUUUUUUUUUCAUGCCGUAGUCUGUGGGCUGUUGUGUCUGAGGCGAUGGCUUCCUGCUUCUGGGUUGAUACUUAUUUUCUCCUUUUUACUGCAGUAGAAAAUCGUUAAGUCUCCAAGCAUCUAAAAAGCAUAGUAGGUAUUUGCUUCUAUUUUAGCAACGUUUUGGGGGAAAAUGAGGGAAAGGAAGGAUCUGGGCCUAUUGAUAGAGUUUAAUAAGCUGAUGUGAACGCUGAUACGACUUUUGGAGUUUGCACUAAAUGUCAGCGUGUGUUGAAGUCUGGAACUCAGAAGGGGGCCCAGGAGAGUCCAAAGUCGAUGCCUGUGUUGUGCUCAAGGUUAUGGACCGGGAGGCAGGUCUCCAAAGAGGCCUUGAAUGCAGAAAGUGCUAGAAGAAUCUCCCCAAAUAGAAAAAGGAUUUACAGCGGACGAUCUUGAUGGGAUGUUUCACAUUCGUGAUUCACCUGCUCUUUCUGUACCUGUGAGUUUCGGUAGGAGUUUGAAUCUUGAAAACUGUGUGUGUGUGUGUGUGUGUGUGUGUGUGUGUAGACAGACAGACUCACACCUUCACAGACACCUGGACGGAAUUGCAGCCCUAAUAACGACCCAUUUUUUUCUUUUUUCUGUAACUGCCUUAAGUACUUGUUAUCGCU